UAUUAAAAGUUUCCGCCGAUAUUGAUCGUUAAAGCUUGUUAGAAAAAAUAUCUAUCGGAGUAUCCAGUUUCUCAUUUUUCUUUUUUUUGUUUUGUGCUCUAUUGUUGAACAAAAUGAGUUCCAAUUUUCCGGCGUUGCAACUAAGGUGCCUUGGCUGCUUGUCCCAGGAAGGCUUGGGGCGCCGAUACGAGUGCUGUUUGUGCGGACCGGAGGUCACCUAUUGCGGCCCCUGCUUCGACGAAGGCCGCAAUAGUCCGACGCUCAACCACAUGUACUAUCAUCCCAUGAAGGCCAUUUACAGUCAGCCCGAUUUCGACCUAUUCUUCCAUGGCGAAAUUCAAGAGAAUGGCGAAGCUCCGCAGAGCUAUAAGUGCCCCUUUUGUGAUGAGAUGGGCUUCACCGGUGAGGAGUUGCAGGUGCAUGUGACAGUGAAGCACGGCGAGCAUACUGAUGGUCCUGCCCUGCUGGCCAUUCUGGAGGUCAUAAACCAGCCGGAGACCGGAGAGGGCAAGGCUGUGUUGGCCAGUGUUAGGAAAUUGUCGGGGGAAGACAUUAAGGCCACUGAAAUUCGCUGCCAGGAGAAGUCCCGUGGAGGCCUGAGCUAUGAGGUCAUCCUGGCCGAACCGGCACCCAAUGUUGCCGUGCCUAAGCGUCCGGUCACCCCCGGGAAGAACGUCAGCGUUGAGGAGAUUGAGCAAAAGCUAAAGGCGGCCGAAGAGCGUCGCAUCUCUCUGGAGGCCAAGAAAAUGGCCGAUAUCUCGAAUAAGCUAGCCAAGGUUGAGGAGGCCACUCGCAAAAAGGAUGAAAUCACUAAUGAGUUCAUCACUCAGACCAAGGAGCAACUGGAGUCAAAAAUGGAACAGCAUGUGGAGAAGAGAGAAGCCAUUAUUAGCGAUAUGAAGGAGAAACUAAAGAUCCAUGCCCAGGAGAUUGAGAAGACGCGUGAAACUUUAGAGCAGCAGAAGGCCAAUGAGCAAAAGGCUAUCGAGGAGAAGUUAAAGAUUGCCCAAUCGCUGCGCGAUGAGAAUAUCAAGAAAAUGUUGGAUCGUCUAAAGGAGCAUAACACAAUCAAAAUUGCCGAAAUCAAAUCGCAGAACGAUCAAUUGGAAUGUCAAAAGCUCGAGGAGAAGGCACGCCUCUAUGAGAACAAAUUGUUCGCCGCCGAACUGAAGCGUGAACAGGAAUUACAGAAAAAAAUUGAAAAAGUUCAAAAACUAGAGCGUCGCGCCGAAUUGGUGCGCCAGAAUAAGGCCCAGGCCCAGGAUGUGGACGGACAGCAGAGCCCCAUUGCCUCCUCCGGUUAGAGUGCAGGCCGCCAUGCACCGAGAGAGCUAUGCUGAGCAUGGAUCCACAUUACUACUACUGCAAGUAAAAGCAACUACGACAAAAACAACAGCUACAACAACAACCACACUGCAAACACGAAAACAUAUUUCCCAAACAAAAAAUAAGAACAAAAACACAUUUAAGCAGAAACAAAUAAGCUUCAACAAAAAUUUCAAGUAUUAUAAAAAAGAGAAAUGGAAAGGCGACGAGUGGAAAGGCUCAAGACUCCGACAAGCGUGCUGGGAGUCACGAACAUCAAAUGGAAAAGCAACACAAGAAAAACUAUUGCAUACUGCAAAUUAAUGCAAAAUACAUUUAUUAAAGGAAAUUUACAACUAAACACUUAAAAAAGAAGGGCCUGGUGAAAAAAAUCAAGAGCCGCCCAUUUAAUUUCAUGAAUUCGCUUUAAAUUUCAUGUUAUUUUGUUCUGCUCCUUUAAAGUUAAAACUUUUCUGCUUUCCCAUUGAUUUUCAUUUUUAAAUUUAUAGUUCAUUUUUGCUUUAUUGAUCGAUGUUCGAUAUGAAUGUAUUUUGAAAUAAUUUGCAAGAAAGCUCAAAAAGCCAUGUGUACUUGAAAUGUAAUUGCCUCUUUAAAUUGUAGUUGCUUUUGCAAGGAAAUUUUUUCAUCUGAUCUUUCAUUUAUAUGAAGUAUAUGUAUAAUUUAAUUUAUUAAUUUUCACAAAAUAAAAAGAAUAACAAUCAAAAUAAGCAAACGUAACGUAUAUAUUUUUUAUGUGUUCGCAUUUUGUAUCUACAUAUAAAUGCAUAAGUGUCAUGCUGAGGAAAUACAUAAGAAAUGCUUAUAAAAUUAAAUAAAAACAGAACAAUUGAAUACAAGAUACUAAACAGAA
This is a messenger RNA of Drosophila serrata, 2176 nucleotides long. RefSeq names its product stathmin (gene stai). Gene Ontology annotation, cellular component: cytoplasm; neuron projection. Gene Ontology annotation, biological process: microtubule depolymerization; neuron projection development; regulation of microtubule polymerization or depolymerization. NCBI's taxonomy places the organism in Eukaryota, Metazoa, Arthropoda, Insecta, Diptera, Drosophilidae. The record is from RefSeq and is a predicted model, not a curated record. Gene Ontology annotation, molecular function: tubulin binding.